AUGGAGAGUGCAACUAAGAAGCCAAAUAGAAUAGAGUUAGCAUUGGAUGACUGGGCAAAACUAGUAAAAAAAUCAUGUUCUAUAGAAAUUGAACAAAUAAAAAAAAAACAUACAAAAAUUACAAAUCAAUACAAACCAGAAAGAACAAUAUAUAUGGAGAAUGUGCUAUCAUAUCAGCAUACUAAAAAUAUUUGUUUGUUAGCAAGUGAGAUUAUUAGAAGAAAUGGAGUAUCGUAUUUGAUUAUUGAUUUUUUGAAACAAAUGUUAUUUUUGAGAGGUUUUUUUGCUUUAACAAAAGAUACCACACUAAUGCAACUAACAAGAUUCUCAACAUAUAUGAAAUUGGUAGAGGACGGUAUGAAUGCCAUAUAUGAAUCAAGUAACACUCAAAACAAAUCAGCAUUAAAUAGAAUUAAAGAAAAUAGAAGGAGAAUUUUGAUUUAUAAUAUUAAAAAAGUAUUGGAUAGUGGAAUUGGAUUUAAGCAUAAUAAACAACCAGUAUAUUAUAUUAGAAUAGUAGAUCUUCAUUUAAAAACAACAUUGUCAUUUGGAUCAAUAAGUGAACUUAGACAGUUGUUAGUUUGGGAGUUAGAAAAAGUAAUAUAUUCAUUCUCAGAUAUAUCUUUAAAAGAAAAAAGCUUUAUAUCACAUAUUACAUUUGUGCUAGAUUUUAGUAAUAUGGGGAUUUAUACUUGCAAAGUGGAGUUUCAAUCAUUUAUGAGACUAAUUUCAGAAGUUUUAGAUUUUUAUUCUCCUUUAUUGGUUAAUACACUAAUCAUUCACAAAUCAAAAUCUUUAAAAGAAAAUCUAUGGUAUUCUAUAGAACCAAUAAUUUCGUUGUUAUAUGACAGAAAAAUUGUAACAAUUUUCACUGAUACAGAAGAUGAGCUUUGGAGACUUUUGGAACCAACUAAUAUGGCAAUUCUACAUUCAAGGGGUGGAUUUAUUCCAAAUACCUGUCUUUAUCCAGUUUGUACCAAUUCAACUGUAGUACCAAAUAUUGAACUUUGUAUUCAAAAAGAAAAUGAACACGAACUACAAAGUUAUAAUAAAUAUGCUACAUAUAAAAACUUCUUUUUAUCAUUUAAGCCAGAAUUAUCAAUCAGAAGAUUUAUUAAUAAUUGUACUAGUAUAGAAAAAAAAAUCAUUAAUAAGUCAUAUUGGAUUGAGGAACAAAAUCAAACAAAGAUUGAAGAAAUUAGUAAAAGUUUUAACGAGGAUAAUUAA
Messenger RNA from Cryptosporidium ubiquitum, 1227 nucleotides. Its product is annotated as SEC14d domain-containing protein. Lineage: Eukaryota; Apicomplexa; Conoidasida; Eucoccidiorida; Cryptosporidiidae. The transcript is spliced from 2 exons. Bases 1 to 1227 code for a protein of 408 amino acids. The record is from RefSeq and is a predicted model, not a curated record.